GGAGGGUUUUAUCGCUCAAGACGUUUAGUUCCAUGGUGUUAGUAUGGGCGGAUGUCAACUACGUCUAUCCCCAGAUGCACUUCACCGCUGUAACCUCGAGCGCAUCCGCUAUCUACAAGAGCCUGCGGAUCCGGUAUUAUUUCCGGCACCCGCAGGCUCUGCGUGGGAAGAGCGAGUUUAUGCAGUACCUGACGAUGGAUAGCAAGCACGGCGUUAUGUUCCUGGAGCGGUGGGACCCUGUCCGGAUCGCCUUUGC
Molecule: messenger RNA, 256 nt
Organism: Gloeophyllum trabeum ATCC 11539
Lineage: Eukaryota; Fungi; Basidiomycota; Agaricomycetes; Gloeophyllales; Gloeophyllaceae
Exons: 3
Source: RefSeq, a predicted model, not a curated record